Molecule: messenger RNA, 219 nt
Organism: Ilex paraguariensis (yerba mate)
Lineage: Eukaryota; Viridiplantae; Streptophyta; Magnoliopsida; Aquifoliales; Aquifoliaceae
Source: the annotation of a GenBank genome assembly
AUGGAGGUUUCACAGGAGACAGACGAAGAGACUCUGAAAGAGCAUUUUGGGAAGUAUAGGGAGGUGAGAGAGUCUAAGGCUCUCACAGACAAAGUGACAGAUUACAGAAGAAGGUUCGGUUUCGUCACUUUUGCAGACCCAUCUGUAGCUGGCAGAGUCCUUCAAGACGAGCAUAUCAUUCUUGGAAGAACGGUAAUACAAGGCUACUCUCUUCUUUGA